Messenger RNA from Verruconis gallopava, 2912 nucleotides. Its product is annotated as metacaspase-1, variant. The transcript is spliced from 8 exons. The record is from RefSeq and is a predicted model, not a curated record. Gene Ontology annotation, biological process: proteolysis. The coding region runs from base 224 to 1546 and encodes 440 amino acids. Lineage: Eukaryota; Fungi; Ascomycota; Dothideomycetes; Venturiales; Sympoventuriaceae. Gene Ontology annotation, molecular function: cysteine-type endopeptidase activity.
CUCUCAUAAAAGAACUUCUUCUGCCCUCGUCCAGCAAGACAUUCAUGGGCUGCUUUCCGUAUUAGUGUUCCAGUCCUAGCAUUUGUCCCCUCAAGCGCUUACCUAGACUCGAGCCAAGUUAGAGCUUCACCUGCCUUUGACCGACCGUGUUCCGAGGCCACCAGCGACCGUUCAUCCGCCAAACGCUGCUUCUUCAUCCUAGCCGGCCGCGCCCCACCACAUAAUGUCCUACUACCCAGGCCAAGGGUAUCAGGGUGGACAUCAGGGAGGAUAUGGGCCACCUCCAAACAGCGGAUAUGGUGGUUAUCCUCCUCCACAACAACCACACUAUGGCGGCUACCAACAGGCGCCUCCUUCCCCGCAGCCGCCGUAUGGCUACGGGACACCGCCGCCUCAGCAAUAUAGCGGCUAUCAGCAGAGUCCCCCACCUCCGCAAGGGGGUUAUGGAUAUAGCCAGCCACCACCACCACAGCAAAGCUACGGUCCACCGCCCCCUCAGGGCAAUUACCGACCCCCACAAGGAAAUGCACCCCCUCAGUAUGGCAACUCGUACAACCAAGGAGGCCAUGGCGCCCCUCCUCCGCCACCGAGUUCGGCACAACAAUUCGGGCAUGGCGCUCCUGGAAACUACACGUUCCAAUACUCGAAUUGUUCGGGCCGAAGAAAAGCGCUCUUAAUUGGUAUCAACUAUUUCGGACAGCGAGGACAAUUGAGAGGAUGUAUCAACGACGUGAAGAACAUGUCUUCAUAUCUCAACCAACAUUUCGGCUACAAGAGGGAAGACAUGGUGCUUCUUACCGAUGACCAGCAGAAUCCCAUGAGCCAGCCGACGAAAGCAAACAUACUACGAGCUAUGCACUGGCUAGUCAAAGGCGCUGAGCCUAACGACUCCCUUUUCUUCCACUACUCGGGCCAUGGAGGUCAAACCAAGGAUUUAGACGGUGACGAAGAGGAUGGCUAUGAUGAGGUCAUCUAUCCAGUAGACUUCCGAACUGCUGGUCAUAUCGUGGAUGACGAAAUGCACAGAAUCAUGGUCGCACCAUUGAAACCAGGUGUGCGAUUAACGGCCAUCUUCGACUCUUGUCACUCCGGCUCCGCUCUCGACCUUCCCUACAUUUAUUCUACCCAAGGUCUGCUCAAAGAGCCUAACCUUGCCAAAGAAGCAGGUGCCGGCCUCCUCGGCAUUGUAUCGUCGUAUGCUCGUGGCGACAUAGGAGGUAUGGCGUCCACCGCCCUAGGUCUGUUCAAGAAGGCCGUCUCUGGCGAUGAAGUGUACCAGAAGAACUUGCGUACGAAGACUAGCCCUGCAGAUGUCAUCAUGUGGAGUGGUAGCAAGGACAGCCAGACCUCGGCUGAUGCUUCUAUCUCCGGUGAGGCCACUGGUGCUAUGUCUUGGGCCUUCAUCACCGCGCUCAAAAAGAACCCGCAACAGAGCUACGUACAGCUGCUAAAUAGUAUUCGCGAUGAGCUUCAAGGUAAAUAUCAGCAGAAACCGCAGCUGAGCUGCUCACACCCGCUGGACGUAAACCUUUUGUAUGUCAUGUGAGCUAGCAUUAGAACACGGAACGGUAAGGACGUCCAGACGUGUACAUGAUGAAACGUGCACAUAAUUACCUGGUGGACUUUGAUCAUUACGGUCGUUAUUAUGCAUGCGAAGUGUAUUCUUGACGGGAAAUCGGCCCCUUCUUAUGAUCGGUUUGCUUCUCUUUCCGGAAAUGGGACAAUCAUGUCUAAGUCCUCGAGAACAUUGCUGUACCAAGACACUUCCAAAACUAGGUCGAAUGCAAUGAAUCUUUUACGUCCAAAGGCCUUUUGCUUGGAAUCAUGCUCCGUAAAUGUCAAGGCAAGUAUUGAUGAGGGAAAUUAUCAGCUGCUGCCUAGGCCAGUUAUUAAUGAUCGAACAACAGGACAGGAUCUGGCUAAGGAGAAUAAGGUAUAUAAUCAAAAGCCUGAAAGGUUCUGGCACUCCCCGGUGGAAGCCUGGCCAUGUCCCUAGCAUGUUGAUAUCGAGCAAAAUAAAAAAACCAGCGGAGUAUAUGCCGAGGUCGCGCUGCUAUGAUCUAAUUUCACAUUGUUGGAUUAAUUUGUUACACGAUGGUUCGAGCCGUUCCGAUCAUGAUGCAGCCUGAGGACACAAAAACGAUUAGAAGAAGCAGAAGAAGGAGAAGAGACUAGAUCUCCAACUUGAAUUUCGAGGAAAAGCCGACGGUGUCUCUCGUGAAUUCAUUGGCCAAACUGGCCUAUGCCGUGAGGUAUUAUAUAGGCUGCCUUUCUCGUGAUCCAAUUCGUCGAAAUGGUUUGGGAAUGUCUAUAUUCACUUUCCAUGAAUCGGAAACCCCGUAUGCAAACUCGCAAACAAUUACGAGUUUAAGAUCAGUUCAACUUGCCAGUGUGCUCCGGAACGCUCGAGAAUCACAUUUGGGUCUUUUUUUUCGCGUUUUCUAGCGAGAAAACCCACCAUGACGCUCACUGGCGGGCUAGUCAUUGUCUAUAUUUGGCUGACCACGUUUAACUUUGCAUUCAAUCACUGAGGUCGUUUACGCAGUCGUGUAAGGUUCAAAUUUAGACAGUUGCGUAACUUGAUUGACCAACUCUUUCUCCGCUUGCCCUGGUGCUUGAUGACGACCUGCUGGGGGUUCGGAUUCAAUUACGAUAUGAUGUACACUCUGAAGCCGCGUUCAUGUCAAAUUCACUGUGGGCACGAACGGGAAGCCACUGACGAGGAUGGCGAGGUCAGUCCAGUCGUGGCACGUGGAUUACGUGUUGUCUGAUUGAGCUCUAAAAUCCGCUUGGGGUCAUCGAUGUCGAUUACACGAAACUCCAGAAAAUAGUUUACUAUAUACGUCCCUGGAUAUCCUUCAAUCCCCCAUUCAGCACACUUGUGGUUGACGAUAAAUUGGCCGUCACUGUCG